CCUCCUUGCUCUGCACGAAUAAUUUAAAAAAUAGUGUAUAUCGUCUGAAAAAGUGUACACACUGUAGUCCCUCCACUCCCCCCAGAUAGUUUCUCCCUCGCUCUUUUCUUAUAGAAUGGCACCCGAAACAUUAGAUACACCAUCCUCUGAAGGCAUUUGGGUCUUUGGUUAUGGUUCUUUAAUUUGGAAACCUCCCAUUCAUUACGAGUCCAAACAAAUUGGUUACAUUAAAAACUAUGUCAGACGCUUUUGGCAGCAUAGUGAGGACCAUCGAGGCACACCUGAAAAACCUGGUCGAGUGGUGACAUUGAUUCCUUUUGACGAAUGGAAAAAUAUUGAGAGUAUUGAAGGACAUGAUAAGGUCACUUGGGGUGUUGCUUUUAAGAUUCCAACGGAUGAUGUAGAGGCCACGCGUGCUUAUUUAGAUCAUCGAGAGAAAAAUGGGUAUACGGUGCAUACGGUGGAUGUGUAUAGUUUAGAAGAUGAUGAAACACCUGCUGUGAAAAAUGCUUUGGUGUAUAUUGCAACGACGGAUAAUGAAGCGUAUGUAGGACCUGCACCCGCUGAAGCGAUUGCGAAACAAAUUCAUGAGACGUACGGACCCAGUGGAUGGAACGCCGAGUAUCUUUUAAAUUUGGCAGAGGCUUUACGCGAGAUCAGUCCCGGUGUACGAGACGAUCAUGUAUUUGAAUUGGAACGACUUGUCAAAGCACGUAUAGGAUAGAUAAUAUAUAUAUUGUUUUUUAUUAUUUGAUUUUAAGGAUGAAU
This is a messenger RNA of Mucor mucedo, 768 nucleotides long. Its product is annotated as ChaC-like protein. Gene Ontology annotation, molecular function: gamma-glutamylcyclotransferase activity; glutathione specific gamma-glutamylcyclotransferase activity. The transcript has 6 exons. Gene Ontology annotation, biological process: glutathione catabolic process. The record is from RefSeq and is a predicted model, not a curated record. Lineage: Eukaryota; Fungi; Mucoromycota; Mucoromycetes; Mucorales; Mucoraceae. Gene Ontology annotation, cellular component: cytoplasm. The coding region runs from base 116 to 724 and encodes 202 amino acids.